Odobenus rosmarus divergens (Pacific walrus) is the source of this 1584-nucleotide messenger RNA. RefSeq names its product interferon-induced protein with tetratricopeptide repeats 2-like. The transcript has 2 exons. Gene Ontology annotation, biological process: defense response to virus. The record is from RefSeq and is a predicted model, not a curated record. Bases 1 to 1584 code for a protein of 527 amino acids. Gene Ontology annotation, molecular function: protein binding. Gene Ontology annotation, cellular component: cytosol. Lineage: Eukaryota; Metazoa; Chordata; Mammalia; Carnivora; Odobenidae.
AUGCCCCUGAGUAGCACACCUUGCAGGAACACAGGGGGCAGGAAGCUUACCAAAGGGGGGCUCCACCAGGAAGACUGUGAAAUCACCAAACAUUCCCUGGAAAAUAUCUUACUGCAACUGAAAUGCCAUUUCACCUGGAACUUACAUGAUGAAGAAAGUUCCUUAGAUGAUCUGGAGAACAGAGUGCGUGACCAGGCACGGUUUCUAAACAAAGAAUUCAAAGCAAUCAUGUACAAUCUGUUUGCCUAUGUUAAACACCUCCGAGGCCAGAACAAGGCGGCUCUGGAAUAUUUACAGCAAGCAGAAGAGUUCAUCCUGCAUGGACAGGCCCGCCAAGGCAAAAUCCGAAGUCUGGUCACCUGGGGAAACUAUGCCUGGGUCUAUUAUCACAUGGGCAGGCUUCCAGAAGCACAGGCUUACGUUGACAAGGUAGGACAUCUUUGCAAGAAGUUUGCAAGCUCCUACAGAAUUGAAUGCCCCGAGAUUGACUGUGAAAAGGGAUGGGCACUUUUAAAAUGGGGAGAAAAGUAUUAUGAACGGGCUAAGGAGUGUUUUGAGAAGGCUUUGCAAAAGAAACCCACCAAUCCAGAAUUCUCCCUGGGACUGGCCAUCACACUCUACCGUCUGGGUGACAAAGCACCAACAGAGAACACCAUUUGCCUGCUGAGGCGGGCCAUCCGACUGAAUCCUGACAACCAGUAUAUUCACAUUCUCCUGGCUCUGACUCUCCAAAAGACCCAGAAACAAGCUGAAGGAGAUAAGCUAGUCGAAGAGGCCCUGAAGAAAACGCCGUGCCCAACAGACGUCCUCUGCAGCGCAGCCAAAUAUUACCGAAAUAAAGGUACUCUGGACACGGCUAUCGAAUUACUUAAAAAGGCUUUAGAAUCGGUACCGAACAACGUCUAUCAACAUCUGCAGAUCGGAUGCUGCUACAGAGCAAAAAUCCGGCAAAUACAGAGGUCAAGGAGGUACACCACGAAGGAGAAUGAAGAAGAGCUGCAGGAGAUGACGAGACACGCGGUGGAUCACUUUAAGAGAGUUGUCGAGUUGAAUAUUAACCUUCCCCGCGCCUGCUCAGACCUUGCCUGCCUCUAUGCCAUCAUGGGCCAGUAUGAUAAGGCGGAGCAUUACUUCCAGAAAGAAUUCAGUAAGGAUCUGCCUCCAGCGGAGAGACAAGUCCUCCACCUGCGCUAUGGAAACUUCCAGCAGUACCAGCAGCUGCGUGAUGACACCGCCAUCAGUCACUACCUGCAGGGCUUGAACAUCAAUGGGACAGUGACCGAGAAGGAAAAGCUGAUCGUCAACCUAAGAAAAAUUGCCCACAAGCGACUCUCUGAAAACACCUUCGAUGCUGUGGGUUGGCAACUCUCCAGGUUCAUUCGCGAGCUGAAUAGAAAGGGGCACCCGUGGGACAGUCCGCCCCCAGAGGCCGCCCUGCGGGCUGAGAAGGGCAGUGAGGAAAUGACAGAGGGUGCGGGUGGGGCCCGCCACCCAGAGGAGCGGAAGGCCCUAGAGAGAGCCUGUAACCAGUCUUCGGGGCUUCCGAGAGAGAAGAGACAGAGCGAGAAUGAGACAGAGGGGUAG